AUGGUGAACUUGCCGGAGGAAAUCAUGUUGGAUAUCCGUGUUAGGUUACCUGUGAAGACAAUUGGUCGAUUCAGGUGUGUUAACAAGACCUGGUACGAGUUAUUGAAUGAUUGUGAGAUUGUUCAAAAUCACCUAGAUUAUGCUAUUGAAAUAAACAGAUUAAGUCUUAUGCUUUAUUCUUGGGAAUUGAAAAAUCAUCAGGAGGACAUUCACACCAUAGAUUAUGAUCCAUCAGCACCUACAAGUAGAGCCCAAUUUACACCUCUACCUACAUGUACUGGUUGUGUUCAUAAGAAACUCCCAUUCGUAGUGAAAAGACAUUAUUUUCGUGACCUUCAGUUUCUUGGAUAUUGCAAUGGUUAUUCUGGGCGUCAAGUUAAGAGGUCUGAAGUUCACCUCUAUGCAUUAGGAUCAUAUAAUUGGAAAAAACUCGAGAGCAUUCCUUAUACUGUUUAUGGUCAGCCUGAUGUUGCUAAGGUGCCCGUUAAUGGAGUUAUUCACUGGAUAGCAUAUGGCCGUAAAAAUAAAGUUAUUAUUUAUUUUAGUUUUGAGAAAGAGAUAUUCCAAGAGAUUCCAUGGCCUAAAUUGUUAAAUGAAGAUAAGUUUGAAGCAAGUCUUUGUGUGUUGGGAGGGUCUCUUUGCAUAUGGCAUUUUAAUCCUGACAUUGGUGUUAAAGUGUGGGUUUUGAAGGAAUGCCAAGGGAGAAAGUCUUGGAAUAAGCUUUUCACCGUUGACCUGAUUAUUUUUUUUGGGUCGGUUGUAGAUUUUCUGCCCUUGCAAUCGUUGAAGAAUGGUGAGUUUUUGUUUGGAUUAGACACAGAUGUUGGUUUUUAUGUCCAUCAAUAUGACCCCAAACAUGAAACCUCUAGACUUCUUUUUGUCUACGAGGAUAAGGUUUACUCUUCAAGCACAACAGUCUAUGUUGAGAGUUUAGUUUCACUGAACUCUGGUAGUUAUGUGGACGACAUCGAUAAUGUUGUGGAUGCUGACAGUGAUGCUGAAUUUGAAGUUUUAUAUGAUGAAGAUGGAUCGACGUACUGUGAACACAAGAUAAUCAAGAGGGUUUGA
Molecule: messenger RNA, 1068 nt
Organism: Papaver somniferum (opium poppy)
Lineage: Eukaryota; Viridiplantae; Streptophyta; Magnoliopsida; Ranunculales; Papaveraceae
Product: F-box protein CPR1-like
Exons: 3
Coding region: 1-1068 (355 amino acids)
Molecular function (GO): protein binding
Source: RefSeq, a predicted model, not a curated record